Molecule: messenger RNA, 725 nt
Organism: Lottia gigantea (owl limpet)
Lineage: Eukaryota; Metazoa; Mollusca; Gastropoda; Lottiidae
Exons: 6
Coding region: 1-699 (232 amino acids)
Biological process (GO): cell-matrix adhesion
Cellular component (GO): extracellular region; lysosome
Molecular function (GO): calcium ion binding
Source: RefSeq, a predicted model, not a curated record
AUGGCGAAUGGGGGUUUGGACACGAUGAGUUUAUGCGAGCAGAAGAGCGCCCUACAAGAUUUGACUAUGAGUCAGCCGUCAUUCGGGAUCAGACUAGUGAACAAGUAUAUUCCUUUCGUCAUGAAGUUUAUUAUCCUUUUAGCUUUGUUACCAAUUUUUACUGGUGCUGUUCAAAAAUGCUGCACAGACAAACAAUUUACUGCUAUCCUUGGUGAACCUAACCAAAUCGUCAAAGGGAACUUUCAAUUUACAACCUUGGCUGAAGAUUUUACGAGUAAAUUAAUAGCUACUGAAACCUAUAGUUUUUCACCAGGUAAUAGCAGUACUAAAUUGGUACGAGUCGUGCAAGAUUUCAACCAGAAAAAAAUGUUCGUUAUAUUUGACUCAACUUCAACAUGUACGGCAAAAGAUCUAACUUAUGAUAUGCCAAGCAACUGUGUACCAGACGAUGCAGAGUUCAUUGGCCAAUCAUACAUGGGUUUUGCACCAAACCAAGUGAAUAUUUCUGCUUUUAAAUGGAAGUUUGCAGGAACUGCUGAUUUACUUAUAAUGUUUAAUGAUAAUUGUGUUCCAGUAGUCGAGUCUAUUUCAGGAGUUGUUGGAUCAGAUCCCGUUGACAAGACGUAUACCUUUACAAACUAUAACACUGGUAUUUCUGAUAGAAGUGUAUUUAAUAUACCAGCCUAUUGUACUCAGUAAAAUAGGUUAAUAAACCGUUUUGAAAC